Messenger RNA from Vicia villosa (hairy vetch), 3182 nucleotides. RefSeq names its product putative pentatricopeptide repeat-containing protein At3g18840. The transcript has a single exon. Gene Ontology annotation, molecular function: RNA binding; protein binding. The record is from RefSeq and is a predicted model, not a curated record. Gene Ontology annotation, biological process: RNA modification. NCBI's taxonomy places the organism in Eukaryota, Viridiplantae, Streptophyta, Magnoliopsida, Fabales, Fabaceae. Bases 105 to 2138 code for a protein of 677 amino acids.
AAAAUUGGUCAUAAAAAUAUAAUUGCGGGAUUGAAAUUGAAGUGUUUACCUUAAUUUAAAAUUUAGAACAAGUCUAUAACAUUAAUUUUUCAAAAGCAAUAGCAAUGAGGUCUCGAGUAGUGAGAGAUGCAGUUGUGUACCGUGACCAUGUUCAAGCAAUCAAAUCUGGUUUUGCAUCAACUGUUUUCACUUGUAAUCAAUUGAUUCACCUUUAUAACAAACAUGGUUUCUUGCAAGAUGCCCACAAACUGUUCGAUGAAAUGCCCCACCGAAAUGUCUACUCUUGGAACGCCCUUAUUAUGGCUUACAUAAAAGCACACAACUUGACACAAGCACGAGCCAUUUUCGAUUCAGCCUCUCAUAAAGAUUUGGUUUCAUAUAAUUCCAUGUUGUCAGCUUAUGUUGGUGCUGACGGACACGAGACCGAGGCACUUGAUUUGUUUAAUAGAAUGCAAUCUGCGCGUGACACAAUUGGGAUUGACGAGUUCACUCUCACAACCAUGCUUAACCUUGCUUCCAAGCUACAUGUAGUGUGUUAUGGGAAGCAGAUGCAUUCUCAUAUGGUGAAAACUGCAAAUGAUUUAAGCAAGUUUGCGUCGAGUUCUCUCAUUAACAUGUACUCUAAAUGUGGUUUGUUUCUUGAAGCGUGCAAUGUGCUUAGUGGUUGUGAUGGGGUGGUGGACUUGGUUUCAAAGAAUGCAAUGGUUGCUGCUUGUUGUAGGGAAGGAAAGAUGGACAUGGCUUUGAAUGUGUUUUGGAAAACUUCUGAGGUUAAUGAUACUGUGUCAUGGAAUACAUUGAUUGCAGGAUAUGCCCAGAAUGGCUAUAUGGAUAAAGCACUUGACUUGUUUGUUGAGAUGACUGAAAGACAUAUUAGAUAUGAUGAGCAUACUUUAGCUAGUGUAUUAAGCGCCUGCUCUGGCCUAAAAUAUUUGAAACUUGGCAAGUGCAUCCAUGCGUGGGUGUUGAAAAAUGACUUCAGUACAAAUCAAUUCAUUAGCAGCGGUGUUGUAGACUUAUACUGUAAGUGUGGGAAUAUUAGGUAUGCGGAGUCAGUGUAUGAAAGAAUUGGUAUUAAAAGCCAAUUUGAAGUUGCUUCGUUGAUUGUAGGCUAUUCCUCUCAAGGCAACAUGGCAAAAGCCCAAAGGCUUUUUGAUACUCUAUCGGAAAGAAAUUAUGUUGUUUGGACAGCUCUAUGUUCCGGCUAUGCCAAAUCACAACAAUGCGAGGAAGUCUUCAAACUUUUCAGAGAGUUUAUAACUACCGAAGCACUAAUUCCUGACUCAAUGAUCAUCGUCAUCGUGCUCUGUGCCUGUGCAACACAAGCCGCCCUUUGUUUGGGAAAGCAGAUUCAUACUUACAUCUUGAGAACGGGACUUAAUAUGGAUAAAAAAAUGCUGAGUGCCAUGGUUGAUAUGUACUCCAAAUGUGGUAAUAUCAUGUACGCCAAGAAAAGCUUCCAACUAAUGACCGAUAAGGAUAGAGAUGCAAUCUUAUAUAAUGUAAUGAUAGCUGGUUAUGCUCAUCAUGGUUUUGAAAAUAAAGCUAUUCAACUAUUUCGGGACAUGUUGAAGAAAAGUGUCAAGCCAGAUGCAGUCACUUUUGUAGCGCUUCUAUCUGCUUGUCGGCACCGUGGACUAGUAGAACAAGGAGAGACUUUGUUUAUUUCUAUGCAAGAAGAUUACAAUGUAUUGCCCGAGAUAUACCACUAUGCAUGUAUGGUUGAUAUGUAUGGAAGGGCGAAUCAACUAGAGAAGGCAGUAGAAUUCAUAAGGAAGAUUCCCGUACAGAUAGAUGCAACAAUUUGGGGAGCAUUUCUUAAUGCUUGUCAGAUAAAUAAUAAUACAUCCCUUGUCAACCUGGCAGAAGAGAAACUGUUAAAAGUUGAGUCUCAUAAUGGGUCUCGGUAUGUGCAAUUGGCCAAUGUCUAUGCUACUGAGGGAAAGUGGGAUGAGAUGGGAAGAAUAAGGAAGAAAAUGAGAGUGAAGGAGGCAAAAAAGGUUGCUGGUUGCAGUUGGAUAUAUGUAGAAAAUGGUAUUCAUGCGUUUACUUCUGGUGAUAAAUCUCAUGCAAAAGCAGAUGCAAUAUAUUCAACUUUGUUGUGUCUGAAUAGGGAUAGAGCUGAAGCAAUUUCAUGAAAUUUGGGGGUAAUGUUGUGAAAACAUAUUGUGAUACUCAUUUAGCCAAUGAUGCUAAACAUUUUUAAAUCAAAAAGUAUUUUACCAUGUGGGAAUCAUAAGAUCACCAUUCGAUGCAACAUGCUUAUGGAUACCAUUGUAGCCGAAAUUGAAUAUGUUGUCCAUCUGCGCUUUGGUACUACUAUGAAAAUGCGCUUUGGUACUACUAUGAAAAUGAUUGGAUGGCUACACCUUUUCAUGAACUCUCAAUGGGAAAAGGAGUAAGAAAGUUUUGAGAAGCUGAGACUCCUAUAUCGUUAAGCCAACCUAAACAUAGACUCUUCAUAGAUAUCCAAUUUAUGGUCCAUUGCGUCUCUGGAAUUGUAGGAAUGAAUAUUGUUGUAGAUAGAUAUCUUGGCAAAUGGUGUAAACAAGCUGACACAGAACAUUAAGUUGACAAUAUGAGUUAUACUUUCGCUAUCAGGAGGCAUGCAAACUUUUAUGGAGACACAUAUAGAAAAGCUGCCUUAUUCCUUUCAAAGUGAAGGUCUGUUAAAUAAUAAGUUCUUUGGCACUGAUUCAAUUCAGAAAAGGCUUCAGUCUAUAUGAUCCAUAAUGUCUCGUAUUUGGUGACUUAUGGAACAUGAAGGACUGAGACUAACACUCAGUAAUUAGAAAUUUAUGAAAGUUUUGUGGUGUAUCCACCUUUAAGCAAGUUGGUGCUAUGUGAGUGAUUUUGAACAUGCAAGUGGAAACAUAAGAGCUUGCUCCGAUUGUUAUUGGUGGGUUUGUUUACAAGCACGUUGAGGAUCCAGGAGAUAGUCAGCUCCUUCAUUCUUGUUGUUGGUUGAUUUUAUCAUUUUGUUGUUCCUGUUGAUUUGCUCUUCUGCUGUUCAUUUGGCCUUCUGCUGCUUGUAAGAGUCUUACAGUAAGACAUUCUGCAGGCAUAAAGUUUCAGAUACCACCCAUAAUGUCAAGCCAGGAAUUCUUCAUCUAUACAUGUUUUUGAAGGGCUUGUAAAAAAUACAUGUUUCUGGAUAUAUUUUGAUACGUUUUAUUGUUUUA